AUGCAGAAUAUUAAGCAAUGUACAUACAAGCAAACGACAAUAUUUGAUUACGUAUCAUUCUUGAAAGAACUUAAUUACAAGAAACUGUAUGAAGCUAUUUCAAAAUGGACAUUUGAAAAUAGAAUAUUUUUUAAUAAAGAAGAUGAUAUUGAUAUUGAUCUAGAGAGGUUAUCGUUUGGAGAAUCUGUAAUGAAUAGGGAUAUAGAGAAUUCUCGGGAUCUUGCUAACGAUGAAUGGGGAUCAUGCGAAAUAGAUAAUUCAAUUAUUGAUAAUUCAAUUAUCGACAUACAAGAUGAUGAUGAUUAUUUUGAAUAUCCUGAUGACAACGAGGUUGAAUCAUUUGUUGAAUGUGAUGAUGAUUUAUAUGAUCAAUUUGAUUGUUAUGAGAGUUCAUGGAGUGAUCCGGAAUAUUAUGUUGAUGAGAUGGAAAGUAUUGAGAUACCGUUUGAAAAGUCUUUGGUAACUAAAAAGCUAUUGAUCGCUAAAGAGAUUUGUUUGUAUUUAAUGAGUCAUUGCAGAAAUUUUGAGCAACUUGUUUUGGAUACUCGAGGUUGGUCAAGGGCCUUAUCUAUUGCUUCACGUGAUUAUAUUUCUUUACCUUGUUUCCCUGGAGCGUCCGAAUGUUUAUCAAAGCUUACUGUAUUUGUUUUAAGUGGCGAAUUCGAUAAGGCCGAUAUACUCGAUGCGAUGGCUAUAUACUGUAAGGAUAUUCAUUCUCUUACAGUUGUUGAUUCGUAUCAUAGUUCACCUCAUUCUUUAGCGAAUCUCAUCAACGCUCAAAAUGGACUAGCUUCAUUCACUUGGAUUAGUGGAGGUGAAAAUGCUUCUUCGAUCUUAUGGUCAUUUGUAACCCAAAGUGAAAGUCUUAAAACUAUUAAUUUGCUUAGGGCUUAUACAAGAGAUUAUGAUGCUUAUGAUGGUUUGGCUGCAUGUAAAAAUUUGGUGAAUUUACAAUUAAUGGAAUGUCACCUUUCAAGUCUCCACAUGAAAGCUUUGGCUAACGCAGAUUUUCCUCAUCUCAAGUCAAUUGAAAUCAGUGACCCUCAUAACUAUGAGGACGAACAAGACGAAGAAAUUGAACCACCUUCAUUAGAAUUGACCAGUUUGAUUCACAAUGCUAGUAAACAUCUCCAAGAAAUAAGAUUAAAUUUAGAGCUACAUUUUUAUCCUGGAAUCAUUGAGACAAUAGCAAAUAAUUGUCCAAACUUAACUUUAUUUUCAGGAAGCAUUAAAAAUGAUGAACAAAUUAUUGAAUUAAUAAAAUUAUUAAUUGGCUGUAAAUUGCUUGAAAAUUUAAUUAUCAAUGGAUCUUCCCGAAGUAGUUUGCUUCCUGUUGAUGAUAUGUUAGCUCAGAUCGGUCAAUCAAUUCCAGAAGGUCUCAAAUAUUUAGAUUUAUCUAGAUGGACCUUUUCUGGAAAAUCUUUGAACCAAUUCUUAAUAAAUUGUAAAGCCACAUUAAGGUGUAUUUCUUGGCAUUGUUUCUUUAGUUGUGAUGAACAUAAGGAAGCAAUUGAACGUUAUGCUAGAGAAAGGGGAAUCAGCGUACGAGAAUUUCGCGUUGGAUCAUAUGAGAGUGGAUAUGCAUGGCAAAGACAUGUUCAUGUUUUGGUUGAUUUUGAAAUUCCGGAAUAA
Messenger RNA from Funneliformis caledonium, 1632 nucleotides. NCBI's taxonomy places the organism in Eukaryota, Fungi, Glomeromycota, Glomeromycetes, Glomerales, Glomeraceae. The record is from the annotation of a GenBank genome assembly.